Molecule: messenger RNA, 3519 nt
Organism: Clarias gariepinus (North African catfish)
Lineage: Eukaryota; Metazoa; Chordata; Actinopteri; Siluriformes; Clariidae
Product: alanine--tRNA ligase, cytoplasmic-like
Exons: 21
Coding region: 101-3001 (966 amino acids)
Biological process (GO): alanyl-tRNA aminoacylation; tRNA modification
Cellular component (GO): cytoplasm; mitochondrion
Molecular function (GO): ATP binding; amino acid binding; nucleic acid binding
Source: RefSeq, a predicted model, not a curated record
UUUAGUGAUUUCUGUACCGGCGUAUUUGACCAGUGUGCGCGUGAGCAGGCGAGAAGCGGUUAUUGAGAGCAUUUUGUCCUCUUCGUACAACCCACCCAGCAUGGACACUUCACUGACUGCUGCUCAGAUCCGUGAGAAGUUCAUUAACUUCUUCCGUCGCUACGAGCAUGAGUAUGUACACUCGUCUUCAACCAUUCCCCUGGAUGACCCAACCCUUCUCUUCGCCAAUGCUGGCAUGAACCAGUUCAAACCAAUCUUCCUAAAUACCAUCGACCCAUCCCACCCCAUGGCCCGACUAAAGCGUGCUGCCAACACCCAGAAGUGCAUCCGUGCUGGUGGUAAACAUAAUGACCUGGAUGAUGUCGGCAAAGAUGUAUACCAUCAUACCUUCUUUGAAAUGUUGGGUUCCUGGUCGUUCGGAGAUUACUUUAAACAACUGGCUUGUAAGAUGGCUCUGGAGCUGCUGACACAGGAGUUUGGCAUUCCUCUCGAGCGCUUGUAUUUCACCUACUUUGGAGGACACCCUGAAGCAGGCCUUGAAGUUGACAAUGAGUGCAAGCAGAUCUGGCUUGACCUAGGGGUGGCAGAGGAGCGUAUCCUGCCAGGUAAUAUGAAAGACAAUUUCUGGGAAAUGGGAGACACUGGUCCCUGCGGUCCCUGCAGUGAGAUCCACUACGACCGAAUUGGAGGCAGAGACGCUUCACAUCUCGUCAACAUGGAUGACCCUAAUGUGCUGGAGAUCUGGAAUCUGGUGUUCAUCCAGUUCAACAGAGAGUCCGAGACGGAGCUGAAGCCUCUUCCUAAGAAGAGCAUUGAUACUGGAAUGGGGCUGGAGCGCCUGGUCUCAGUUCUGCAGAACAAGAUGUCAAACUAUGACACAGACCUCUUCGUUCCUUACUUUGAGGCUAUUCAAAAGGGAACAGGAGCCAGGCCUUACACUGGCAAGGUUGGAUCCGAAGACCAAGAUGGCAUUGACAUGGCCUAUCGUGUCUUGGCUGACCAUGCUCGUACCAUCACUAUUGCUCUGUCUGAUGGUGGUCGUCCUGACAACACUGGAAGGGGAUACGUGUUGAGAAGGAUCCUGCGACGUGCAGUAAGGUACGCUCAUGAGAAGCUUGGUGCUCAGAAGGGCUUCUUUGCCAGUCUGGUGGACGUUGUGGUGCAGUCACUGGGCCAUGCUUUCCCUGAGCUGAAGAAAGACCCAGACUCUGUGAAGGAUGUCAUUAAUGAAGAAGAAAUGCAGUUUCUAAAGACUCUCAGCAGGGGGCGACGUAUCCUGGACAGGAAGAUCCAAAACCUUGGAGACAGCAAGACCCUUCCAGGGGACACUGCCUGGUUGCUGUACGAUACCUAUGGCUUCCCUCUGGAUCUGACUGUCCUCAUUGCAGAGGAGAAAGGCAUGGGAGUGGACCUAGCUGCAUUUGAGGAGGAGAAGAAAGCUGCACAGCUGAAGUCACAAGGCAAAGGUGCUGGAGAUGAGGACCACAUCAUGCUGGACAUCUAUGCCAUUGAGGAGCUGAGGAACAAAGGAGUCCCUGCCACCGACGACACCCUGAAAUACCGCUACACCUCUGAUGACAACGGCAACUAUGAGUUCGAGCAGGCUGUGGGCACAGUGCUUGCUCUGAGGCGUGACCGUGCAUUCGUCGAUGAGGUGAGCACAGGGCAGGAGUGUGGUGUGGUGCUCGACCAGACGUCUUUCUAUGCUGAGCAGGGAGGUCAGACCUUCGAUGAGGGAUACAUGCUGCGUGAGAACGACUCCACAGAAGAUAGGAUGGAGUUCACGGUGAAGAACACUCAGGUCCGUGGUGGAUAUGUGCUGCAUGUUGGAACCGUGUAUGGUACGCUGAAGGUUGGAGACCGUCUAACUUUGCAUGUUGAUGAGGCUCGCCGGAGGCCCAUCAUGAGUAACCACACUUCCACCCACAUCCUGAACUUUGCCUUGAGGUCUGUACUUGGUGAAGCAGAUCAGCGCGGUUCCCUUGUGGCACCAGACCGUUUGCGCUUUGACUUCACUGCCAAGGGUGCAUUGAGCACAGACGAAGUGCACCGGACUGAGGACAUCGCUAGUGCAAUGAUAAAAGAUGCCAAGCCAGUGUAUGCCAAGGACGCCUCACUUGCAGCUGCCAAAGCUAUCCAGGGCCUGCGUGCUGUCUUUGACGAGACAUAUCCAGACCCUGUAAGAGUUGUGUCCAUUGGCAUCCCCGUGGAGGAUCUACUGGCUGACCCGAACAGCACUGCAGGCUCUCUCACCUCCAUUGAGUUUUGUGGUGGAACGCAUCUGCAGAACUCGAGUCACGCUGCCCCGUUUGUGAUUGUGUCUGAAGAGGCCAUUGCUAAGGGGAUCAGGCGAAUUGUGGCUGUGACUGGAGCAGAAGCUCAGAAGGCCCAGAGAAAAGCUGAUGCUCUGCGUCAGUCCCUGUCUGCCAUGGCUACAAAAGUGAAUGCUCAGACUGCUCCCAAUAAGGACAUCCAAAAGGAAAUAGCCGACCUAAAUGAGUCCUUAGGAACCGCAGUUAUCUCACAGUGGCAGAAAGACGAGAUGAGAGAGACUCUGAAGGGCUUGAAGAAGAUCAUGGAUGACCUGGACCGUAGCAGCAAAGCUGAUUUGCAGAAGAGGGUGCUGGAGAAGACGAAAGAGGUCAUCGACAGCCACCCCAACCAGCCUCUUCUCGUCAUGGAGAUGGAAAGUGGAGCUAGCGCAAAGGCAUUGAAUGAGUCCCUGAAGCUGCUGAAGACUCAGUCCCCUCAGACCGCUGCCAUGCUUUUUACUGUGGAUAAUGAAGCUGGCAAGAUUAUCUGUCUCUGCCAAGUGCCACAGGAGGUUGCAAACCAAGGCCUAAAAGCCAAUGAAUGGGUUCAGAAAGUGUGCCCUCUGCUGGAUGGAAAAGGAGGUGGGAAAGACAUGUCUGCUCAGGCCACUGGCAGAAACACGCAGUGCAUCCAGGAUGCCCUGAAGCUGGCCAACGAAUUUGCCCGACUUAAACUGGGACAAAACUAGAUUCCUCAGAGGGUUCGCGGGGAAGAUCUUAAAAACCUCAUCUAAUCUGACUAGAGUAAUGCAGUGUUGUCUGCUGAAAUUCAGAACCAUCACAGUUGACAUCUCAAAAGCUAUUCUGUCUGCGUGCAAGGAAAGUACUAAGGGUACUUUCAAGAUUACCACACUGACCAGUCAGCUCUUGUCUAGACGUUAAACGCACAAAAUGGGUGUUCCUAAACUCUCUGAUUGGCCGAUAAUGCAUUGAUUAAUGCAAGCUGGUAUUAGUUAAUGUCCUCUUGUGACCCUUGCACUAAAACCAAUACAAAUUUAAUAUAUGUCCAUUUGUGUGUAUUAUAAUAAUAAUCAUUGUCUGUCUCUGUACCAUUGGACAAUAAUCUCACUUUUUUCCACUACUGGGGAGUGGUUCAAAUGGUUCUAACCGGUAAUGCACCGUGACCUGUAUUUCAUAUGUUUGAUUCAUCUUUUCAUUUAUUCUAAAAUAGUGAUGCAUACAGAAUAAAUAAAAAAAUAGAGACUGA